Messenger RNA from Brugia malayi, 309 nucleotides. RefSeq names its product enhancer of rudimentary homolog, putative. The transcript has 2 exons. The record is from RefSeq and is a predicted model, not a curated record. NCBI's taxonomy places the organism in Eukaryota, Metazoa, Nematoda, Chromadorea, Rhabditida, Onchocercidae. The coding region runs from base 1 to 309 and encodes 102 amino acids.
AUGUCGUCGCAUACAAUUCUUUUAAUUCAACCUGUGGUGCGUGUAGAGUCACGUACGUGGUCCGAUUAUGAGACAACAACCGAUUGUAUGGAAGGAAUAUGUAAAAUUUUUGAGGAACAUCUGAAGAAAUUAAAUCCAAAUUCGGCAUCCAUUACUUAUGAUGUGCAGAAUUUAUUUGAAUUCAUCGAUCGUUUAGCCGAUUUGUCAUGUUUAGUAUGGGAAAAUACACUGAAAGCCUAUGCACCACAUAACAAAGAUUGGAUCAAGGAACAGAUUUACACCUUAUUACGAAGACAAGCAGCUAAAUAA